Molecule: messenger RNA, 4510 nt
Organism: Anoplopoma fimbria (sablefish)
Lineage: Eukaryota; Metazoa; Chordata; Actinopteri; Perciformes; Anoplopomatidae
Product: lamin-A-like
Exons: 13
Coding region: 268-2259 (663 amino acids)
Source: RefSeq, a predicted model, not a curated record
CUGUCUAGCCUGACUCCUCCUUGCAGCCCCACCCUCCCCUCUCAUGCGCUCCCGCCCCUCUCUCUCUCUCUCUCGCUCCUCAGCAGUAGGUACAUGUGUGGUGAGACAGCUAGGAAAGCAGUUCAGGGCACGAGCCAAAGGCGCACACACACACACACACACCCACUAGCAGAGAGCAGGACUGCAUUAUUCAACGGAUCCUCUUCUCUACGAUCCUCUGGGACAGUGACUCACCCCCUUCUGCACAUUUGCUGAGCCAUUAUUACCAUGGAAACCCCGAGCACGAAACGCACCACCCGUGGGACCCCCUCCGUCUCCCCGGCCCGCAUCACCAGGCUGCAGGAGAAGGAGGACAUGAUCAACCUCAACGACCGGCUGGCCAUCUACAUCGACAAGGUGCGCUCCCUGGAGUCGGAGAAUGCCGGACUGCGUCUGCGCAUCACCGAGUCGGAGUCCUCCAUCACCCGCGACAUGUCGGGCAUUAAGGGGGCCUACGAGGCCGAGCUGGCCGACGCCCGCAAGACCCUGGACCAGGUGGCCAAGGAGCGAGCACGCAUGCAGCUGGAGCUGAGCAAGCUGAGGGAGGACCACAUGGAGCUCAAAGCCAGGAAUGGUAAGAAGGAGUCUGACCUGGAGGCGGCUCUGAUCCGGCUGAGGGACCUGGAGGCCCUGCUGAACUCUAAAGAUGCCGCCCUAUCCACUGCCAUCGGGGAGAAGCGGACCAUGGAGGCUGAGUUGAAGGAGCUCAAGGCCCAGCUGGCCAAGUUGGAAGGCAGCCUAGCCGAUACCAAGAGGCAGCUGCAGGAUGAGAUGCUGAGGAGAGUGGACGCCGAGAACCGCCUGCAGACCAUAAAGGAGGAGCUGGAGUUCCAGAAGAACAUCUACAACGAGGAGCGGCGUGAGGCCCGGAGUCGCAAGGAAUUUAGCAUGGAGGAGACAUCCAACACGCGGCAGCGGGACUUUGAGAGCAAGCUGGCCGAAGCCUUGAUCGAGAUGAGAGCCCAACAGGAGGAGCAGGUCCGCCUCUACAAGGAGGAGGUGGAGAGGACCUACAACUCCAAGCUGGAGAACGCUCGUCAUUCAGCUGACAGCAACAGCCACAUGGUGGGAGCCGCUCACGAAGAGCUGCAGCAGACCCGCAUGAGAGUGGAGGGCAUGUCCAGCCAGCUCAGCUUGCUGCAGAAACAGCUGGCAGCGAGCGAGUCCAAGGUGCGGGAGCUGGAGGAGGCUAUGUCAAGGGAGCGAGACAUGAUGCGGCGGCGGAUGGAGGAUAAAGAGCGGGAGAUGGCCAAUAUCCGGGCUCGGAUGCAGCAGCAGCUGGACGAGUACCAGGAGCUGCUGGACAUCAAACUGGCCCUGGACAUGGAGAUUAGUGCGUACAGGAAGCUGCUGGAGGGAGAGGAGGAGAGGCUGCAUAUGUCACCCGGCUCUACACCCGGCACCAAGGUCACAGUGACGAAGACCUCCGGCUCCAGCCACGGCCACACCAGCCGCCUCGUCCAGUCCUCUGGCUCAGGUCACAGCCACACCAGCCGCCUCCUCCACGGCACCGGCACUGGCACCGCCACCGCCACCGCCACCAGCAGCCGCAACUCCUCCGGCACAGCCACCACCAAGAAGCGCCGCCUCAAUGACAACGACAGCGAUACGUCCAGCAUGGUGGGCGGCACUGUGACCAAGACUCGCAUUAGUCAGCAAGCCUCAGCCAGCGGCCGCAUCACAGUGGACGAGGUCGACCUGGAGGGCAAAUUCAUCCGUCUGAGCAACAAGGCUGAUGAGGACCAAUCUCUGGGUAACUGGCAGGUGAAGAGACAAAUAGGAAGCUCCACUCCCAUCAUCUACAAGUUUCCCCACAAGUUCACUCUGAAGGCCGGAGCAAAUGUCACUAUCUGGGCUGCUUCCGGCGGUGGAACCCACAACCCCCCCUCCGACCUGGUGUGGAAGCACCAGAUUUCCUGGGGAACCGGCGACCUCCUGCAGACCUCCCUCAUCAGCGCCAACGGAGAGGAAAUGGCCAUGAGGAAAGUGACACGUACCCUGUUCCGUGAUGAUGAAGACGAUGGAGCUCACAGCACGAGUGAUGGAGACAACGAGUACAACCUCCGGAGCCGCACGGUGAUCUGCAACUCCUGCGGGCAGACGUCGGACCGCUCAAGCUGCGGGGGUCUACCUGAGGGCAUCGUGGGACUACACUCUUUCAUGGGGACCAACGAGCCCAGAAAGGGCCGUGGCAAGCCGGAGAACUGCUCCGUCAUGUAAAAACCAGACCGCACCUCACCUGAACCAACACCUCCUGCAGCCUACAAAGGACAAUACUCAUUUUCCAAUGUUUGGUUGUUAAUCUUUACUUUUUUUUAUAUUACCUAAUUUUUUUGUAUUCAGAUUAAUCUGCAGGUUAGAAUUGCUUUGAGGUUUUUGGGCGUAAAGGGCACAGGAUUUUCAUAUUUAGCUUUUUUGAGUUUUAUAUUCAAGUUAUGUUAUUGCAUGUGUGCUGUGCUAAUGCUUGUCCUGCUCUUCUUGCACACUCUUUUUUUCUCUCUCUCUCACACACACACACACACACACACACACACACACACACACACACACACACACACACACACACACACAGCUCCAUUGACCAGUGCUUGUGCUUCGAGCCGAAGUUUCACAUUUAAUGGCCAUGCUGUCAACACUCAACACGCACAGCUAGUGAACCCCUUCAGGAAUACGCCUCCACAGCCACACAGACAGGAGAAUUAGUCCUGUGGGGUUUGUCAAUCAUGUUUAUCGUCCAUCAAAUUGAUCGAAUCUUUAUUUAAGAUGUUGUUGAUGUUUACAAUCUAAAUAUCAGUAUUGUGCUGUAUGCCACAGGGAAAAUGCAUGUAGUUUUUGUUUUGAUAAAGUAUGCUGUAAAAGAAAGCCAAAGUUCUUUAAGCUCAGGAUGUUCAGCAGAUUAUAUUUUUUCACCUUUUAGCCUUAGACAAACAUGUCUUAGUACAUAUUUUUUAUGUGGAUUUAGAUCAUAGAUGGGCUGCUAUGGUGCACACGGAGAAAAUAAUUAUAUGAGAUGAAUAUAUUUUUUUCUGUAAUUCACAGCUUCGGGCCAGAGAGAUGUAUUUGGUAAUGAACGUGUAUGAAAAUAGGGAAUUAUUGUUUACUGGAUAUGUUGAAUGUUAUAAAAUCUCAGUUGGACAUUCAAAUGUGUUGCUUAAUAAGUAACUCCAAAGGUGUUUUGUCAUGAUGAUGGGAAAAUGUAGGAUUUGUGUUCUACCUGGAGAAAUAUCAGAAAUAAGUACUAUGUUUUGAAUCUCUACUGGUGCCGCACAUAAAGUAUAUAUUUGUAGGAAUUUACAGCUUAUUCAACCAAAUGAACAUUUUUCCAAUAUAGAGCUGGUGCAGCUGUUUACAGAGUGCAAUAGUUAUUUUUUUGGAAACAUUUUAACACGCUUUUUUUACAGACUAAAAAACUAAAACAAAUGUGCCUUUAGAGAAAACCACAAUCACUGUUCUUUGGGCACUCGCCUCAUAUCACAGUCUUGUGACUGUCAGCUGUCCAAUUUGUGUUGCUCCUAACAAACUGGUCAUAAGGGCUUUUUUUUUUUUUCCCUCUUUAAGCUUACUGACUGCAAAUCCCCAGGCAUGAUUUUGGGAAGAGAGAUUUUGGGCUUUCUGUACUUUGUAACUUUGGCUUCAUGCACUGCUUUUAUUGAGGGCCUCGCUAAAUAUGCACAGUAGGUAGAUUUGUACUGUAGUCUGGCAGCUUAAGUCAUUUAUACUCAAAAGCUCUGCCAACAUUUACAGAAAAUACUUGAUAGCUUUCGAUGUUUUUUGUUUGUUUUGUAUUGUACUAUUUGUGCCACAUUAGAUUAUUUUAUUUUUUGCCUUAAUGAGAUGUCUGAUUUUGACACUAUGAUCCCCAAAGUGCCUUAAAAAGUCUAACAAUUGUUAGUUAGAGAAAUGACCAGCUUAAAAGAUAACAAAGAUUUAUAAUUGACAGACUUGAAAUUAAAUUGUGAAAUAUAUGCAACUAUUAACUGAAUAAUCCCCCUCAAAACGGAUCAUUUAAAUGGUGUGUUCAGGGUUUUUCAGAGGCCUGUCUGACAGAUUAUAAAGCAGAGAAACUACUUCCUGUACUAAACUUCUUGUAGACAGCUCUUUAACAUUUAUAUGCAAUGUUGGUUCAAGUUAAUGAAGAAAUCAAUACACUAACAUAGUCAGAAUUUACGGGACAAAAAGUCUUGAAAGGCCUUCGUGAAAUCGUGAACCCUCUUAAAGUCUAGAUUGAGGCCUCAGGAAUCUUUUGAAGGACUUGAGGAUUCAAAAUUUUACUGAAUGGGAUUUCUUGUAUCGAGCCUUUAAUGCCAAAGUUGUAAUUUGAUUGAUGUAGGAUUCGUGUCAAUCAUAAUGAUGUUAACAUUAUGAAAAAGCCAUUGAGAUGAUGUAAUGAAUGGUUGUUGUUCUUCUUUGCUUUUCUAAAAUAAUUCGGAGUAAAACUCUUUUUUUUUUUUUCCAGUGACUGACUGUUGUU